Messenger RNA from Salvia hispanica, 1120 nucleotides. The record is from RefSeq and is a predicted model, not a curated record. NCBI's taxonomy places the organism in Eukaryota, Viridiplantae, Streptophyta, Magnoliopsida, Lamiales, Lamiaceae.
AUAUACAAACGCAUUCGCAAUAACACUGGAUUUAACUGGAAGGCGACACCCAAAGACGUUAAGGAUCGCUACUUUGAAGAAUUUAGAAAAUCUUUUUUUCUGGCCGGAUUCAUGGGAACACGAUGUGCGUACACUUUGGACGUCGAGGGCAAGAGAGAGAUACUCCGGCUUCAUCUCUACCCUUAAGAAAUUGAAAGAGAGGCUAGCAUUUGUGUCAGAAGAAUUGUGGAAUGGGCUGCUCGUGUAUUGGGAAAGUAAGGAUGUUAAAUACAAGUCAGAAAUCGCACGGAAGGCGAGAUAUUCAGAGAAAGGUGGACCCGGCACGGGCUAUAGCAAACAUUAUGGGGGCACAUCGUGUGCUGUAGUUAAAGCUCAGAAAAUAGCAAAUGAAAAGGGGGUCUCUAUUGGAGAUUGUAUGUAUGAUGCCUACUUGGCACUAUACUUCAAGAAUGGAAAAUAUACAACUAAGGAGGCCGAAGAGAUAGAUGCCAAGGUAAAAGAGAUUGCAGUUGCACAAAGUGAGGGAACAAAUCUAAAUGAUAUAUAUGUCAAUCAAGUCAUGGGAGGCUGCCUUGACAAGAAGAAGCGGAUGCUUGGAACGGGAGUCCUUGGACCAAUGCUCUUAGGAAGUAAGUUUGUGGCUGCUUCAACUAGCAAUCAACAGGAUGCCAAGUGGAAAAGUAAGAUGCAACAAAAUCUCAACGAAGAGCGUGAGCGUAGAAUGAAGUUGGAAGAGGACGUGAGCAGGAUGCAGAAGGUGGUGGAUCUGUUGGUGAGCCAACAGUCCCACCAGUCCCACCAGUCAAGUUACUCAGCUGCCCGACCUGAUGAAGAAUAUUCUACCUGAUGCUAGAAGCGGAGCUUGAACAAGCAUAUCUCACUCGUUUCUUAUCUUCUGGAUUGGAUUUCUUAUGGAGCAGUCUGAUGCUGCUAGUUCCUCAAACUUCGUCCAAAUAACUUAAUGAGAGGCUGUAGUGUUCCAGUGUAUAUUUGGGGAUAUAAGCUAGUGGAGGGACUUGGUUGCCAUUUGAGAAUCUGACAGCCAAUGAUGGUGUUACAUAUAGAUGUUAUCCUUCUAAUUCCAUGUUUUAUUUUAUAGUGGAAGUCAAUAACUGUUAAA